Lineus longissimus is the source of this 2067-nucleotide messenger RNA. RefSeq lists its product as uncharacterized. Lineage: Eukaryota; Metazoa; Nemertea; Pilidiophora; Heteronemertea; Lineidae. The record is from RefSeq and is a predicted model, not a curated record. The transcript is spliced from 6 exons. The coding region runs from base 40 to 1164 and encodes 374 amino acids.
GCAGGAUAUCAUCGCAGAUUGGACAAUCCAAAAAAGGAGAUGUUCUAUUUCAUUUUGAUCUCCUGCCUGCUGAAUGCAAUGGUAAUUGCCGAUGAGUUUAGCCAACUGGAGGGAUACACUCAUCGAAAUGGAGACUGCCCUGGACACGACAUUGAGUCGAUUAAGCAAACAACACUAGGCGUGUGUGCGGCGAGAUGUAACGCAUUACCCAACUGUAAGAGUUUCCUGUUUAACGACUUGGGUAGCCGCAGUUACUGUUGGCUGAAGACCAGCGAGUGCCCCCUUUUGGUCGACACUUACAUCAGGAAUUAUCACUUCCAUAACAAAAUGGUUUCAGAAGAAAAUGCCGGCGGCAAUAUUGAAGUUGCCCUUCGGAACUGCACCAUGACCAGGGUCAACGACGCUAUGAUGUUGGCCGGAAGUUGGGAGCCGCUACCGGAUAUCAAGACAGAAGGCGAAUGUGCUGCGAAAUGCGAAGAAGUAACUGUUUGCGACAGCGCCACAUUUAAGAACGAGACGAGAGAGUGUAGGAUUCACCCGAGAAGGGCUUUCGUGAUGGGCUACAUAUCCGGGGGUGACUGCUGCGUAAUGUUUGAAAAGAAGUGCCCAUUUUUGAAGAACCUGAAUCACUUGCCACCUCGAAAGCAAAUUCUGUGUCCCCUAAGAUUCGGAGCAAUGCGUCAGCCUUCAAAGAAGUUUGCAUACAGAGUUAUGAGAUAUGAAAAAAGCUUCAACGCGGGAGAGUAUUCGUGCCGCAUUGACGAUUUAUGCAAAGCCGUCUCUUACGAAGCCGAGAAUGACAAACUUCAUUUUACAUUCUAUCACGAUCUAACCCCGAAUGACGAGAAUACCCCGGUUUCGAACUUCACAGCGGUCAAGGUCUGCAAUGAAAAUGGUCCUAGUUGUGACUCCCUCACUGCCUACUUAUAUAAGAGUUUAAAGGGAGCUCAACCUUACGAUGUACCAAAAGUCGGUAAAGCGGACUGCGUCAUGAGAUGCGUGAAAUCUGCUGAGUGCGUUGCCGCAACAUUUACUUCGGCCAUGAGGAAAGAGUGCAAGCUUUACCGCCUACCUCAAGGAGGGAUCGAUUUGGAAGAAUACACGGGCCGUGGGCGAGCUAUGACUUGGGUGAAGCCAGUGGAGAAAUGUUCAGUUGUCAUGUAGGAACUAUAUAACCACACACUUAGAAUAAAUAAAUACUACUCUUAUUGCUCUUGUUGCUAAUAAGUUGUUUACUACCAUUUGUAGUCACGCGACCAGGAAAUUCGUUUAUUUUGUAAGGAGGGGUUUGAUUGGCCCAUUUGGCUGGGCACCGGUUCUUAAGCCGCCGAGGGGAAACGUCUAAGGAGGUUUGUGUGGAGGGCUGAAGAAGCGAACAUUAGCAUCCGAUUUCAUGAGGAUGUGGUUUCACAGAACAGAAGCAUUUAGUUGCGAGUAAAGAAUCUGAAUACUAUCGCACCUCAUUGCCUGGCAUCCUGGCUAUAAUUUCAUAAGACACGGUGGCACAGUGUGACUGCAUGAUUGGGCGAUAAACAUGAUAUUCAGAUGUCUAACCUUUUCGGUCUGCCGAGAACGUGUCCGAGUGAUUACCCGAAGCGACCCUGGUCAUUCUUACGACUUGAUGGGAUAUAUUGCGGCAAAUGUAAGAGUCGAUUCCUGUGAUUAGAAUCAGCCGGCGGCGGCGCCAUGUAAUUGAUUUGAGAUGAGUCCAGUGUAUAUAUCUGCUGAAUCAUAUUAGACGACUUCUGAUAUUACAACAAAUCGGAAUUGCCUCCCUCGGGUCGGGCUAUUAGGGCACAGAUUAGUAGAAGAGGCAUCACAUAUCUUGCAGGAAUGAUCGCAGAGUCUUCGGCCGAAUCGGUGAACGGAAGUGGGCAACCAUCACCAACAGUUGGAGCAAAAUAUUUGAUUGUGUCUUUCUUUACGAAUUUUGUCAAUCCAAAUUACUAUAAGUCAAAGUAUAGGUCAUGGUGCCGGCCAGUCAAAGAAAGCUUUCUUCAAAGAGUCUCCAGGGGAAUUUAAGGCAAUACACCAACUCUAAGUACACAUUUCAUAACAUACUUUUUA